AUUCGAGCGUUUUACUGGUCGAGUGUCAUGUCAGCUGAAUUGGACAGACCGGAACUGACCGUGCACUGUUUCCGGAACGUCCCCCGCCGGGUCUGUUAUGUACACGUUCUGUCUGAAAUUGAUAUAAUCGAUAUAAAAAUAAUGCAGUUUUAUUUAAACGCCACCAAAUUAGUUCACAUUUCACGCAGCCGCUAGAGGGCGUCAUAUCAUUGUUUCAAUAAUUCAGUUUUAUAUUCAAAUAACUUUAUUGACACUAACAAAUACGUUGCUUCAGAUUCUAAAAUGUUAUUUUACAUAUUCUUUUUGGAUGCCGAGACUAAGUAACAUAGUGAAAUGUUUUUUUAGGGGUCUGCAGGGACACAAGGAACAACCACCACGAGCAAAUCUGACACUGAGGAGGAAAUAUAGGACAACAGGAGGAAGAGGAGAGAGAGAGAGAGAGAGAGAGAGCGAGAGAGGACAACAGAGGAAUCUGCUUCAUCUCAGCAUCAGUGUCUUUCAGCUCCAGCAGGAUGAAGGAGCUGCAGCAUCUCUCUCUGCCCGGAGCGUGAGGAGACUUCCUGGUUUCCAUCUGCCUGCUCGUCCUCAGCCUCCUUUACCUCCGCCUCACCCUCUGUGUGUGUGUGUGUGUGUCUCUGAUCUUCCUCCUCCCCUCCUCCCCCUCGCUCGUGUCUCUGCAGCAGCAGCUGACAUCAUGGAUGGAUUCCGGCUGCCGCCGCUCAUAGAGGAGGUGCUCGACCCGUCCGAUGAGCUGUGUGAGCUGAAGGACAAAGAGGAAGACGAUGAGACGCUGAGAGAUGGAGAGAAAGGACAGCAGGAGGAAGAGAAGGAGGUGAAGGAGGAGAAGGAGGAGGAGGAACGAGGAGGAGGAGCUGAGGAUGAAGAGCUGGAGGUGGAGGAGCUGAGAGCUCAGGUGCUGCAGCUGCUGAUGGAGCUGGAGGAGACGAGGGAAGUCUCUCAGAGACACGAGGACAGUUUCACUGAGCUGCAGGGUUUGCUGGAAGAAGAGCGUCUGGCGAGCGCCCACCAGGCCGAGAGUUUCACCAGACAAAUCCAGAGACUGCAGGCACAGUUGCGGUCAAUCCAGGAGGAGAUGGACAGUCUGGAGGAGGAGAAGGACAGAGAGCUGGACGAGGUUCAGGAGGAGCUGCGCUCUACUCAGGAGGAGGUGCUGCUGCUGCAGCAUGCGGCUGAGGAGACGGGAGCCGAGAGGGAGAACGACAUCGCCUCCCUGCAGGAGGAGCUGUGCCGGCUCAGGGCGGAGCUACAGCGUCUCCACGCCACGGCGCAAGAGUACGAGCUGGAGAUCACAACGCUGAGAGCUGAAAUCACCAUGAAGAGACAGAACACCGAGCCGCGUCCACAUGGUGAGAUGACGCAGCUGAAGGACCAGAUGGACGUCCUGAAGGACGAGCGUCAGACUCUGAGCGAUGACAACAAGCAGCUGAGCACCAAAGUGGACCAACUGCAGCAGCAACGAGACAUGUGUGAGGACGUGUACCUGGCUGUCAGAGCGCAGGACGACCAGGUGAGGGCGCACUCUUACAUCACCGUGUCUCAGGCUCCUGUGGCAGACAAUCAAGAGAACGGCGUCUCUGAGCUCCAAGUCCUGACAGUCCAGCUGAGAGACGCAGAGGAGAUGGUUCAGAGGGCUCAGAUUCAGUGUGACGGUCUGAAGUGCGAGCUGGCCGAGCUGCAGCAGCGGAACGACCUCAGCCAGCGGGAGCGAGCGGCGCUGGAGCAGGAGCUGCAGCGCUACAGGGCGGAGCUACAGAAGCUGGGCGGGAAGACACAGACCCGCCCUCGUCCAUCUGAGCACCCCGUUCUCUCCGCUCCCUUCAUAGGAUUGGUUGUUAUAUUGGCCUUGAUUUGGUGCUGGUUGGAGGAGCUGGCAUCCUAGAGGGGACCAGCAGAACGACUCUGAAGGCUGGAACGUGGCGGUGGUGGCGGUUGCUGUGGCGGCCAUCUUGGCUCUGGUCAUCCCCAGCUUCACAAGGGCCUGAGGAACUCUGGGAUACGCGUCACCUGACUCACGCUGCCUUCAUACAUGUUGCUCUCCUGAUGUCCGCGCCUUGCCUCACUCUGUCUCGUGGGUGGGGCUACCACGGCAGGUCAUCCUGAACGCCACAAAUUACAGUGAGAGCUGGAGGGAAAAGCAGUAAGCUCAUUUAAUUCACACUUGUCCAGUAGGAAUGCUUAGGUCGUUAAAUAGUGACCGAGUUAAUACUUUAUUAAAAAGUUUUUUUUGUCGUUUUUUUUAACUGAUAUACAUAGUCAAUUGAAAGAGGGCCAAGUACGUAGCCCUGUGGAACGCCUUCAGUGAUGGAGUUUGUUUGUAACAAUGAAAGAAAACUGCGUUGGUUGUUAAUCACUAAAUAAUUUACUUUCUGGAAAUUAUACGUUUUAUUUUGUCACAAAUGGUGUUAGCUCAGAGUGAUAAUAGUGAGACCAAAGCUUUAAAGGUCGGAAACCACUGGUUUAUUUUUUAAAAAGGCUUGAAAUGUUAUUCAUUUAAUUCAUCAAAUGUUUAACAGAAACAUUUUUAUCAGAACAAAGAAAUAGUAAUGAAAUGUAGGAAAAAUUUAUAAAAUUUUUAUCUAUUGUUUUCUAUUGUUUAUAUUUACUUAAUAUAAACAAACAAAAAAGCACAUUUAAGGAGGAUGGCAGGAAAAAAAUAAACACAUAAAUGGGAAAAUAUUCAGGCACAGACAUGUAGUUUUUAAACAGUUUCAGCUCUAAAAAUAAUCUUAUUUUUUCAAACAGAAUUAACAAACUGGUUGACUCACUUUUACUAACAACAAAUGAAAACGUAGAACUCUGUAACUUGUGUUUGCCAAAGUGAUCGUUGCCAUUUUUCUGGUUUCACUGUGACAGUUUUCCACAAAAUAGUUAGAACAGUUUGUCUUUUUGAAUAUUGGUUAUGUUACUAAAUAUUUCAUUUUUAAAUUUUAUUCGUAAAGAAUAUGGUGGAAAACUGGACAGAUUUAUUAAAAAUACUUACCUCUUCUAUUAUUUAUCUAAAACAAUUUAUCACCUUACAAAAAAUGGUUUUCCUUCAUACAAUUCUUAUUUAACAGUAAUAUUUGAUUACAUAUGAUUUGUUUUACAAAUCGGUCUACAAAUCACUCAGUCGUCCCUGAUUUGUGUUUAUAAUAAUUCAAUAAAAAUUUAAUUAGCUGAGUUACAAAUUAUUAUUAUUUUUUUUUUGAACAUACACCUGUUUAAAGCUGAUGUAAAUAGUAAAUGGAAAGCGGACCCAGUACGUAGCCCUGUGGGACGCCUUCACCAACGAUGUCUGUUUAUAAAGUUGAACGAAACAGACUUAUAGAUUAAACAUUAAGUUUAACUGUAGCUGCAAAACUGAUUCAAACCCAAACAGAAAGUGAGAACUUUUUGUUUUGUAGCAUUAAAUCUUUUUAUUGGAGAUUAUCUUGUUUAUUUUGCACAUGCGCAAGUUUACAUUUAAGUGGUGACCAAAUAAUAAUAAUAAUAAUAUUAAAUACAAUAGUAUAAACUUGACCAGAAGUUUUAAUGACUGAUCAUAUUCAGAGUUGAGUUAAACUGUCUCGAUGAUAGUGAUGACCUUUUACAAAAUAAUAUACAAAAGUAUCAGACAUUCCAUAAUACUUUAUUUUUAAAAUCAUUACACAUUUAAAUAUGUAAAAGACUGUUGUGAAUAAAUUGACUGAGCUGUGUUUGAAGUGGCAUUAAUGUGACGAAGCAAUCAAACUGUAGUAAAAUUAAAUUAUUGUUAUCACGUAUUUGAUCAUUUAUAUGUUCACAACCUAUCGAUUUACAUCAUAACUGAUAAUAACUAAUAACCAGCAUGUGUUAUGGAGACUUUUGUACAAUUUUUAGCAUGAGAGACGUCAUUCAUUUUAACGAGACAGAGGAAUAUAUGAAAAUGUAGAUAAACAGAAAAAUAACUGGAUUUUGUUUCUUAUACAAAAAAGACAGAAUUUGAAAUAUUUUCUCCAAUUUUUUUUUGUCAAAUUCAUGACUAUUUCAACAAAGUAGAAAUGACUGAGAUGUCAAAAUACUAUCUCAUAAUUUUAAGUCAAAUAUUUGAGGUGUCUUAUAAUAUUGAGUUUUAAAUUUUUUUUAAAUAACCUUAUAUUUUUGUCGUACAUCUGAAAACAACGGUUGGUUACAGCCAGUGUUGUCUGACUUUACGUCAAUAUAAAACAAUAAAUAAUAUAAAAUAUAAUAUACCCAAACAAAUUUACGUUUCACCCCCCCCACCCCCCCCGUGAAAAGGUUGUGAAAUAACUGUGAAUGUUCAUACCAAAUGUGAGAAAUUUAGUUUUACACAGAUAUUUUAUUGUGCACGUAAAAACAAACAGAACUCUUCCACGAUUCCAACCGCAUGCAAAUAUUAUUCAAUAGAAAUGCUGCAUUUAUGUUUUUUAUUUUUAAAUUUAUGCUGUAUAAUAGUGUUGAAGUUAUUUUUAGUUUUUAGGUAAAAAAAAAUUAAAUAAAAUGUCGCCAAGUGUUUGCAAACAUAUGUAGCAGUGAAACUUUCUCUAAUAAAUAACAACAUCCUUUUAUGGAUCAUAUUAUUACUUCAUUUUGUGUGUUAAUGUUGUUAGUUAUUGAUCAUAUUGAUUAUUGUAAUCAGAGUAUGUUCCUUAGUAUUACCUCACACAUGUUAGCAUCUGUAGCCAUGUUGCAUGUUAGCAAUGUUGUGAUUCUGCAUGAAAAUAUAAACAUAUAGAUUUAUGUUUAUGAAUGUGUAAUUUUUUUGUAUUAUUAUUAAUCCAGUUUCACAUCACUUUACCUGUGUGUUCAGGAGGUGUUAGCUUAGCUUAGCUGAAAGAUAUUUCUGUAACAUCGUAGUUAACGUAGUAAAUGCUAUGUUGUAUGUUUAUAGCCUGGUAUUAUUAUGGUAUAGAAGCUACAGGUCGAGUUUCACACUUGUUUUCUAGAUAGCUAACAAGCUAGCUUACAAAGUUACAGUUGUCAUUUCAAAGUAUUGUUUUAAAAUGUUAUUUGAGCAAAAAAGAAGAAGAAGCUAAAACCAUGAGGAAAAUACAAACAUUAGCUGUUUUAGGUACGUAGCUGAUUUAAUUAAUCGAUUUGUGAUAAUGUUUGCGUGACACAAGCUUUUUGUAUAGUAGUUACUUGUUACAGCUAGCAUGUUGCAGGUCAUCUUAUGUGCGUAGCCACAAAAAACAGACUAAUUUAGCAUAAAAACUGGAAGAUAGGGAACCUGUUAGCCUAAGUAAAUAAAAGUGUUUGAUGUCAUAUCUUUUUUAUUUGAAAUGCAUUAAAAUAAAGAUAACAACUAAACAUUAUAGAAGCUAUUUGAUUACUAAGUGCAUGCUAGGCUAGCAGGUCCUUGUUUUCAGUCUUUGGGCUAAACUAAGCUAAUUUAUCCUUGACCACUGUUUGUGCUAAGGUAGGCUAACUCGUCCUAGGUCAAUGUUUGUGCUAAGGUAGACUAACCCGUACUAGGUCAAUGUUUGUGCUAAGGUAGGCUAACUCAUCCAAGGUCAGUGUUUGUGCUAAGGUAGGCUAACUUGUCAUCGAUUAUUGUUUGUUAUAAGCUAGGCUAACUCAUCUUGGGGCAAUGUUUGUGCUAAGAUAGGCUAACUCAUCCCGGACAAAUGUUUGUGCUAAGGUAGGCUAACUCGUUCUAGGUCAAUGUUUGUGCUAAGGUAGGCUAACUCGUCCUAGGUCAAUGUUUGUGCUAAGGUAGGCUAACUCAUCCGGGGUCAGUGUUUGUGCUAAGGUAGGCUAGCUCAUCCUGGACCGAUGGUUGUGCUAAGCUGGGCUAGCCCGUCCUGGACCGAUGUUUUUGCUAAACUAGGCUCAUUCAUUCCUGGACCAAUGUUUGUGCUAAGCUAGGCUAACUCGUCUUGGACAAAUGUGUGUGCUAAGAUAGGCUAACUCGUCCCAGACCACCAAUGUUUGUGCUAAGCUAGGCUAACUAAUCCUGGACCAAUGUUUGUGCUAAGCUAGGCUAACUCAUCUUGGUCACAGGUUAAACUGAUGUCUCUGAAGAAGACGUUUGACACAUUCUGUGUCUCUGUGCAUCGUCCGUUAGCUUUAGCUGUGUCAGAUGUGAGAUCUGAGUCACCUGACUGAUGUUUAAAAUUAUGAUGAUGAUUAUUUUAUUUCUUCAUGUUUCUGCACUUUAUGUCUGUUUGUAUGUGACGACUUUGUUAAAUUAAGUCUGUACAUUUUGUAAAUGAACAAAAUAAAAGUAGUUUAUCCUGAAGCAAA
Messenger RNA from Solea solea (common sole), 6225 nucleotides. RefSeq names its product coiled-coil domain-containing protein 136-like. Gene Ontology annotation, biological process: acrosome assembly; single fertilization. Gene Ontology annotation, cellular component: acrosomal membrane. The transcript has 11 exons. The coding region runs from base 308 to 1900 and encodes 530 amino acids. The record is from RefSeq and is a predicted model, not a curated record. Lineage: Eukaryota; Metazoa; Chordata; Actinopteri; Pleuronectiformes; Soleidae.